AUGGGUAUUCGCGGGUUAUCUUCAUACAUACUGCAGAAUGAUUGGCGUUUUAUGGAGCCAUUUGAACUGCAGGGCAUGACCAUCGUUGUGGACGCUAGCAACGUAUGCCACAACCUGUACGAAAUGGUUGAUAAACAAUCUGGGCUCAUGGGAUGUCAGUACGAUGUUUUUUACCGGUCCGUCAAGAAUUUUUUCGAAAAUCUACUCCUCUGCGAGGUUCAACCAAUAGUCAUCCUCGAUGGCCUUGCUGCACUGACCCAAGAACAGUAUCUGAUGAUAUUCCAGGAUAAACUCAAACAAUUUGUCUCAGGUGACAGCAUGAUAUUUCCUCAACUCUUAAAUAGAGUACUCAUAUCUGUCCUACGCCGCCUGAAGAUACAAUUCGUCCAAACAGCAUCCGAAGCUGACGAGUCGAUAGUGGCUAUUGCUGAGGCGCUCAACUGUCCAAUUCUAUCAGAAGACGGUGAUUUUUUCAUGUACAGCACAAACUACAUACACUGGAAGACAUUGAAUUUAAUUCCUCACAAAGUACAAAGUACUUCAAGUUUUUCAUUGUCCUGUCAAAUGUACAAUUUCCGAAAACUCUGCAAUGCCUUCAACGAUCUCAAUGAAUCACUUUUACGCUUGGCUUUGAUAAUCCUUGGAAAUAAGUGUGGCCGCAAUCACCUCGAUGAUAACAUUAUGAAGUCACUGUUCGAUCGAAUCAAUUCGAUUGCGCUCCCUCAUAAUCCACAUGUCAGCCAGAGAAAAAUUGAAAAAACAUUGUUAUGGCUGAGUGAUUAUUCUUCGUUGGAUGAAGCCAUCACGGGAGUACUUCAAUAUGUUGAUUCAACUCACAAAGCAAAGGUUUUCCAGAAAAUUCAGCACAUGCUCGAUGAGUUUGGCAUUUGUUCACCUCUGGUCUUUAUUAAUUUGGAACUUCCUGAGAGAUUGCUUUCAAAAUUGCGAGAUAAUAUGCACAAGAAGCCGGUGCCAGCCCAGCAAAUCGAGACGAACGAAAAAAAAAACAAUGCUUUAGAGUAUACUGAAGAAGAACUUAUAGCUAUGGUUCCAAAAUGGAUGACAGAAGACUUUGCUAGAGGUAGAUUAUUUCAAAAGCCCUUUGAAAUGCUCCUGUUUUCAACAGCCUUUAUGAGCCCAGUUCGUCAGACUUGCAGGUACCCACCCCCUGCAUUCAUCAGUCUUUCUAUUGUGAAAUCAAUCUACAGUUUACUUUGCUCAUUACGUGAAGGUGACGAGCACAACCUGAACAUUAUUGCUGCAAAUGAGACGAAGGUAAUUAGAGAACAAGUGAAGGUUGAUAGAUCAUCAGUAAGCUUGAAAGACAUUAAGAAGCUGGAGCACUCUGAAAGGAAGAGAAUUAUUGACGAAGUUCUUGGUACCGAUGGAGAUAAUUCACUUCAAGAGCUACCGAGUUGUUGGAGACUUUACGUUGCCGCAAUGGUGUUUUGGAUGAGGCAGAAGGAUCCUCCAGAGAGAACUAGAAAUCAUCUGUUCUCUGUGAUACUAGUGAUGCUGCUUAGCUUCAUUAACGACAAAAUUGGUGUCCUUAAAACCAAGGACGCUUUCAUGGAGAAGUAUGAAGCCAAAUACAAGGAAAUUACUUCGAAGAAUAAACCAGAUCGCAGAGUAAUGGAGAUAGCGAAUCUCAGGGAUGCGUUGCAAUCAGCCACUGAAGAAGAGUGCAUCGCAGCUGCACCAUUUUUUAUAUCAAAUCAACAGUUAAAUCGUCCGAAGAAUGAGUGGAAAAUCGUAGUUCAUACUUUUUCUCAAUUCCACAGCUGUUUGGAAAAUGCAAUGACUUUGAAUGCACUUCUGGCGUUUCCUUAUUAUCCAGUCGAGGUGUAUAAAGUUUAUAGUGGAUUGUUAUUCUACACCCUAUUUGAAGCUAUUUCAAAGGAAGAUGAUAUUGAGGCUUAUUUGCAUAAAGAGUUACCGUAUUCUCCAGAAAUUCACUUUAUCGAUUACAGUGCCUAUAACUCUCCUCUAGAAAUCCUACAUCCGUUAGAACUGUGCCACCUCCUCCCCUGCCAUAUUGUGAUUGACACAUUUUCCGGCGAAAAAACACGAUAG
Molecule: messenger RNA, 2073 nt
Organism: Diachasmimorpha longicaudata
Lineage: Eukaryota; Metazoa; Arthropoda; Insecta; Hymenoptera; Braconidae
Product: protein asteroid homolog 1-like
Exons: 4
Coding region: 1-2073 (690 amino acids)
Source: RefSeq, a predicted model, not a curated record